GACAACCGAACGGUGGGACGAGGCGACGGGGAGGGGAAGGACAGGACGGCCGGAGCGACCUCUGGAGCGCGGCGAGCGAGGGCCAGAGUGCAUCGCACUAUGCGUUGCAUUGCUGUCGAAAAUGGCGUCGAGCUCAGAGCUGCUGGAAUAUUCGUCCCCGGUGAAGCGCCGUAAGGUCGAGGGCGACGGUCACGGGAGCAUCAGCGCGGCACUGGUGGAUCCGCAGCCCGGCACGACACCGCGCGAUAGCCCGCACGGCGACCUCGAAGAAGCACUUGGCACAGAUAGUGGAUUCAACGAAAUGAGUGAUGAAUCGAAAUCAGCUUCUAUAUCUCCCACAACUACAAAUUUAAUAUCACCGUCAUCAAAAAUUGAUUCCACCAGUAAUGAUACUGGUUGCCCAAUUGAUACUGCAGAUGAGAAAGAUGAAAUAUCCUCCACUGUAUCAAAUUUGUCAGAUUUAUCAGGUUUGUCUGAUCUUUCUGGAGAAGCAGUCAAUCAUCAAUGGAGAAAUGAUACUACUUCAUGGAUUCAAAGACAGAUGUUAACGGGUGUCGACCCUAGGGCUCUACUACAUCAUCUUUUCAUGGAUUCCACACAGAUUCCUGAACAGGUUGAUGACAUCACAUUAUGGAAGAUUAUAAUCAAUAUGAUGUCUGAACCUCCAAAACGGCAGAAACUCAAACACAUAAAUACCUUAUCAGAUGUAGUGCGAUUAAUUCGCGAUAGCAAGAAAAUUAUAGUAUUGACUGGCGCAGGUGUUAGUGUCAGCUGUGGUAUUCCUGAUUUUAGAAGUAGAGACGGUAUUUAUUCACGACUAGCACAAGAUUUUCCAGACUUACCAGAUCCACAGGCUAUGUUCGAUAUUAAUUAUUUUAGCCGAGAUCCGAGGCCGUUCUACAAAUUUGCACGCGAAAUAUACCCAGGACAAUUUAAACCCAGUCCUUGUCAUAGGUUCAUUAAAAUGUUAGAUAAGCAAAAGAAGCUUUUGAGAAAUUACACGCAAAAUAUUGAUACUUUGGAACAGGUCGCCGGUAUAAAAAAUGUGAUUGAAUGUCAUGGCUCUUUUGCCACUGCUUCAUGUACAAGAUGUAAAUAUCGAGUCAAAGCGAACGACAUCAGGGAAGAUAUCUUCGCACAGAGAAUACCCACAUGUCCGAAAUGCCGUGUCAACGCAUUGCCUUCUUUGUCCGAAGUGAAUUGUAGCGAGAACUACAGAGAUUUGGUGAAGCAAGGUAUAAUGAAACCAGAUAUCGUCUUCUUCGGUGAAGGGCUCCCAGAUGCUUUUCACGACGCGAUGGCCAAAGACAAAGAUGAUUGCGAUCUUCUAAUCGUUAUCGGAUCGUCCUUGAAGGUUCGGCCGGUAGCUCUAAUUCCUUCAUCCAUUCCAUCGCAUGUGCCGCAGAUUCUUAUUAAUCGAGAGUCAUUGCUACUCAAAUUCGAUGUGGAAUUAUUGGGAGACGGUGAUAUUAUUAUAAAUCAAAUCUGCCAUUUAAUGGGCGAUACUUAUAAAGAAGUCUGUUGGUAUGAUAAAAUCCUAAAAGAAACCUCGCAACUCUUACCACGACGAUGUCUAUCUGAUGACACAUGGGAACAGAGCCAAGAUACGACAAGUAAUACUGAAGCAUCACGCGAUAGUGUAGAAGUCCAUUUAAAACCUCACAAUGUAUCUUCAAUUGAAAGUCAGGAUAGUACUUCGAUUUCUACAAAUGCCAUACCACAACACACAGAAGAUAUCAAUGUCUGCGUAUCAUCUUUACAUGAUGAUUACAUGGAAAAUUCAGAGGAGAGCUUGAAUCUUCUAGGAGAAAGUCCGAAAAGACGAUCGGGUGACAUUAGUAUAGAGAAUAGCCCGAAAAGAAUGAACUUUGGCAACACACACGAGACGAGAGGCACAAGUUCAACAUCAACGAAAAUGAAUGUCGAGUGCACAAUAUCAUCAAAGAGUGAACUUCAUGUUAUGUCUUCAAAAUCUGUGUUUGAAAAUAAUUCAGAAGAAUGUCAGGUAGUGCCGACAAUAUUAUCCCUUUCCUCGGAAGCUGUAAUAAGCGAAAAUACUCUGGAGUCGCACAAAUCGCUGAACAAAUAUAGAAAAUCAAACAAGUAUAACAACGCAAUGGUAAAUACCGUCGAGUCGGACAAAAUGAUAGCGAAACCGAGACAAGCAUCGGUAGACUCUGUAUUAGAUUCCGGCAUAGGCGAUAGUUGUAACAGCAUUGAUAGCACAGAAGAAAAGUUUGAUAUCGCCGAAUUGAAAAAUAGAAGACCAGAGAGACAUUGCUGGCAACCAAAGAUUCGAGAAAGUCUUGCUACUCGACUACCAGAAAAUUCAUAUUACCAAUUGGCGCCGGGCAGGUACAUUUUUCCUGGCGCAGAGAUUUAUGCCGAACCUGAGAAAUACGAUCAAUGCUCCUUUUCGGUAAAUUCCGAGAGCACAGAUAGUGACAGUGAUUCUUCUUCAGGAGAAGAAGAAGAAGAUGAAGAGGAAGAAAUCGAAAUCUGUGCAGACGAUGAUCUAUCGGAAAGUGCAGAUGCUGACGCUGACACUGAUGGUCAAAAUAAUGACUCAAAAUGGACGAUUCUUAACUCUUAUGCUACACAACAUUGAAUUGGAAUUAUGUUCGGAUAUAGCGGAUUAGCUUUGAUGUAAUUCUAUCCAUCUUUAUCAGGAUUGAUUGCGAUCAUGCAUAUAAGUAAUAAGCAAAUAGUGCAAUUUUUCCGGUUUAGUUACGAAGCAAAAUAAUUCACUAAACGGUGUCUAAUACAAGCUGUCUCAGAGUUUAUGAUAAAUUACUUAAUGUUAUUCCUGAUUGCAGAAUAUCUCGAAAAAUCCAUUAAAUUACUUUUUUCCGAUAUUUAAUAAAGAAAUUAUUAAAUAAAGUUUAUUCAGUCAGUCGUUAUAUAUCCAAGAUGCUGCAAUGCAAUGGAGCAUUAUUAUUCAUGAGAAUUUUAUGAAAUACGCAGACGUAUGCAGAUCCGCAAAGAAUGCUGCUGAUUGAGUAAACCUAAUAAACUUAAUAAAUUUCUUUAUUAAAUAUCAAAGAAAAAAUAAUUUGAUUCGUUUUCAUUCAAGAACAACAUUAUGUAAUUUUGACGUGAAUUUUGUAUAAAGUAGGUUAAAAUAGUUACGAAUUAUUUCUCAAUUUUAUACUAAGAAGCUAUCACAAAAACUAUAAGAAAAGACCUUAUUCACAUUAUAAUGAUCUAGCUGCGCUUUAGUUUCGUUAUUUAUUCAGAUAUAAAUUUAUUCUAAUAAUGAUUCUUGAAAAGAAGAUAUUUUAAUACAGUUCAGUCAUUGUCAUUUUCUUAUUUUACUCAUAAUAUGAAAGUUCUAUGACUCUUUCACUAAUAUAUUUAAACAAAUGAUUUAUAUUUCAAGAAUAUCUAUUUUAAUUACAUAUUCUUUAUCAAUGAUAUAUUUCUCAAUAUUUGAACGGCACAUUUUCCAAGUAGAAAUUAUGAAAAAAUAUGCCAAUAAGUUUGUAACUAAA
Messenger RNA from Pogonomyrmex barbatus (red harvester ant), 3491 nucleotides. It is a transcript of the gene Sirt1, whose product is annotated as NAD-dependent protein deacetylase sirtuin-1. Gene Ontology annotation, cellular component: nucleus; rDNA heterochromatin; nucleoplasm. Gene Ontology annotation, biological process: negative regulation of DNA-templated transcription. NCBI's taxonomy places the organism in Eukaryota, Metazoa, Arthropoda, Insecta, Hymenoptera, Formicidae. The record is from RefSeq and is a predicted model, not a curated record. Gene Ontology annotation, molecular function: NAD+ binding; transcription corepressor activity; p53 binding.